This is a messenger RNA of Cyprinus carpio (common carp), 818 nucleotides long. RefSeq lists its product as uncharacterized. The record is from RefSeq and is a predicted model, not a curated record. Lineage: Eukaryota; Metazoa; Chordata; Actinopteri; Cypriniformes; Cyprinidae.
GGUUGCUACUAGCGCCCGGCUGUUGUGAAACAACAGGAUCACACAGUGAUAUUAAGUCCUAGUGGAAAGGCGGCAAGCGAAAAUACCGAAGUUUUCAAAUUCGUUUUAUAGAGUCAUCUCUAAGGAGAAGAACUGCAGCUGUGUCUUUGGGAUGAAUCAUCAGAUGACCUCAAACAAAGAGCGUCCCAGCUGCACCCCGACACCGUGCGCACGGGGCAAACGGCCAAUGCAUCAAAGCACUCUGACUCUUGGCGAUCAGACCCAAUCUAUUUACUCUACUACACACGCAGAGAGUUUUUCUGGGAGAGGCCUCGACGGUCAAGCGCUGGUCUUUCUGCCCCGACAUCCAUGUUAUCCCUCUCAGCAUGAUGGAAAGCUGGAGCUCAGUCACAUCCGUGUGUCACGAGGAGGACAGACACACUCCAGAGAUGUACACGGCCCGAAGGACAUCAUACCACAUUACAUCCUGCAUGGAGUGGGGUUACAGAACAGGACACAGAACAGUGAGGGGUUUGUGAUGAAAGAGGUCACCAACCCCGCUGAGGCCACACUGUACCAGACAACAUAUCAAACAGUGCACUGCACCACCUCCAAAAGAUAUCAAACAAAUGAGGCACGCGGACAGCCAGUCCGCUGGCACAGCCAUAAUAUUAUCACAGGAGAGGAGAAGGCAGCAGCUGGGCCCAGGCAGGUCAGAAGACAGUCUGGGGAGAGCAUUCUGUGGGCAGCUCGGCGCUGGGAGAUGCACAGCGACUCUUUUCAUUUGUACUAAACAUGACACCAAUAAACAAUGAAUAAAAUGAACUCAAAAUGACUCG